GGGCCUGUGGACGCUAUGGAUCCCCCUGGGCACGGGGAACCAGAAACCAAUGGGGCAGCGGGGACCUGGGCCGCGGCGCUGGGGAUCCCUAUGAGAUCUCUAGCGCUCAGGGCCCGAGCGCGGCAGCUCGCUGGGAAGCAGGCCUCGGGGAGGGGGCGGGGCGCGGGGCGCAGAGCAGCGAACAGCCGGGGGCUCAUGCUGCGCAUGGAGAGCCGAGGGGAGGGACCCGGCCCGGCUGGCGAGUCCAGCGACAUGGCAGCGGCGCUGCGAGCCGCCAAACAAGCGCUGCGCGCGGAGCUGAAGCGGCGGCUGAGGGCGCUGAGCGAGGCGGAGAAGCAGCGCCAGUCCCGCCUGCUGAGCCGCAAGGUGAUUGGGCAUUCCAAGUACCAAGAGUCCCAAAGAAUUGCAAUCUUUCUGAGUAUGCAAGACGAAAUUGAGACAGAAGAAAUCAUUAAAGACAUAUUUCAGAGAGGGAAGGAGUGUUUCAUUCCACAGUACAAGCCCCGGAGCAGUCACAUGGAUAUGGUCAAGUUAACUUCCGCUGAAGAAAUUUCUUCACUUCCUUUGACAUCUUGGAACAUUCAUCAGCCUUGUGAUAAUGAUGUAAGGGAAGAAGCUUUGUCUGGGGGAGGCCUUGACCUCAUCCUCAUGCCGGGCCUUGGGUUUGAUAAAAGCGGCAACAGAUUGGGAAGAGGGAAAGGAUACUAUGAUACCUACCUUGAACGAUGCAUGCAUCAUCCCAAAGGAAAACCUUACACCAUUGCCUUGGCUUACAAGGAACAGAUCUGUGACUCAGUGCCAGUGGCAGAAAAUGAUAUCCAAAUAGAUGAAAUCCUUUAUGAAGAUAGCUAAAAUCAUCUGGAUACCGCUGACUACAAACUGACCAACCAAAGACUUCAUAUCAAGGCACAAACUUGUAAUAGUCAUACAUUAUUUGUGUAGCAAUAAAAUACACUAUUUUUAACAACAACAACAAAAAAGCUCUACAUUCAUGUUAAUAAGGACUGCAUUGAUCUCAUUCCAAUUAGCAAAUAUCUAUUGUGAAUCUUAUUCUAAAAUCAAUAGAAACAAGAAUGGGUGACUAUUUUAUUAAAAUAAAGAUAAUUUAAUCUAA
Malaclemys terrapin pileata is the source of this 1114-nucleotide messenger RNA. RefSeq names its product methenyltetrahydrofolate synthetase (gene MTHFS). Gene Ontology annotation, biological process: folic acid-containing compound biosynthetic process; tetrahydrofolate interconversion. Lineage: Eukaryota; Metazoa; Chordata; Testudines; Emydidae. The transcript is spliced from 3 exons. The record is from RefSeq and is a predicted model, not a curated record. Gene Ontology annotation, cellular component: mitochondrion. Gene Ontology annotation, molecular function: 5-formyltetrahydrofolate cyclo-ligase activity. The coding region runs from base 16 to 852 and encodes 278 amino acids.